Molecule: messenger RNA, 1254 nt
Organism: Phytophthora sojae
Lineage: Eukaryota; Oomycota; Peronosporomycetes; Peronosporales; Peronosporaceae
Exons: 3
Molecular function (GO): zinc ion binding
Source: RefSeq, a predicted model, not a curated record
AUGAAGCGCUUGUUCAAAGCAUUUCCGGAGGUAAUUCUCGUGGAUGCCAUGCACGACACGAACGUGAACCGCUACAAGCUGUUCAGCUUCGUAGUGCACGACGUGUUCGGAAAGGGUCAAUAUGUCCAUCAUGCACUUGUAGACAGUGAGCACAAAGACAAUCUGCGCCGAGUGAUGGAGAUCUUCAAAGCAAACAACCCUGACUGGGCCAAAAUCCAAGUGGUGAUGACGGACAAGGCUGCUCAUGAGAAAGAAGUUCUGCGAGAAGAGCUGCCCGACGCUCAGCAACUCUUGUGUCGGUGGCAUGUGAUUACCUGGCUGAAGAAGCAGGCUGCACGUCUGGCGUCAUCGGUGAAGAAGUCGGUGAAGAGCCUGAUGCGGUUGAUGGUGUACGCAAGCAACGAGGACGAGUAUGAAGAUGCAAAAGGAGCUGUGUUGGAGUUGCUUGGAGGCGAUACAUCACACGAGUUGUACCGCACGUUCAUGGCAAACUGGGACAGUAACCAGGACGAGUGGGUUUCCUACAAGCGCGGCAACACGCCGCACCUGACGAACAACACCAACAAUAGGAUCGAGUCCAAGUGGAGGAAGAUAAAGGAUGUUAUUAACGACUCCUUCACUAUCGACCAACUCCUGUCUACGCUGAUGACGCUGCAGCACUAUGCCGAAGAGCAGUAUCUCGCAGAAUACCAUCGAGUUGGGAGCCGGCCUUCGCGGGAUUCGGAGGACCGCGAGCUGACGCUGCUGGCUUUGCAGGUGAGCCCGUUUGCCUUCGAAUUGGUCGCCAAGCAGCACACCUUGGCAGCCGGUCCGAACGCAGACUACACGGUUGAGCUGAACACACCAGGACGAGCCACUGUCACGAGCCCAAGGUCUGGAGAAGUGCAUGAAGUCAACACGAGGACGAACUCCUGCAACUGUAUCUUCAUGAAGACCUGCUUGCUACCCUGCCGCCACGUGAUGUACGUCCGGAGUACGUCCAACUUCGAAACAGUACUGCCCCCGAUGCACUGUUUUCCUACACGAUGGAUUGUGCAGAGUCCAGAAAACAACAUCGACUGGGGAGAAAUUCCGUGUGGAGGGUUGAAGCAAGGGAGCUGUCCGUCUCGAGCGAAGGAGCGAGCUUUGUCGGGAGCUGCGAUGUACAUCGAAGCCAAGGCAACAACGGAGAAGAUCAUUGCAAGAAUGGCACUUCAAUCUACACCCACAUUUCGGAUCGCGCUGAAGUGGCUUCAGGAUUUCUACGAAGCGCUC